AUGUUCACAAAGAUCGCAGCAGUUGCUAUCUGCCUCUUCGGCUUGGCCCAUGCAGGAGCCCUUUACAACAGCGGCUACUCUGGCCAUGGAGGCUAUGGCGGCUAUGGAGGCUACGGCGCCGGCUAUGGUAGCGGCUAUGGAUACGGCGGUUACGGCGGUUACGGCGGCGGCUACGGUUACGGUGGUUUAGGCCCCGCUACCUCAUACACAUCAGUAACCAAAGUGGUCCCUGAUACCGGAGCUCACGGUGGCUACUACGGCGGCCAAGGUGGAUACUCUGGCGCUCUUGGUGGUUACAGUGGUCUCGGAUACGGCGCUCAUGGUUAUAACAGCCUGGGUUAUGGUGCUCAUGGUUACAAUAACCUCGGCUAUGGCGCUCAUGGGUACAAUGGUCUUGGUGAUGCUGUAUCCUCAGUGUCUGUUUACAAAGAGCAUUCUCCCAGCUAUGCUGGUCGUAGUCUUCCUGUGCGCGGCGAGCCUCGCCUCCGCUGGCCACCUUCUCGAAGCUGCUGCCCCUGUGGCAUACAGCUCAGCGCCUGCCGUCUCCUCCGUGUCAUUCUCCUCUCACACUUCGCACGCUCCUGUCGCCACAUAUGCCGCUGCUCCCGUCGUCGCCAAGACCUACGCCGCUCCCGCCUACGCUACGCUGCUGAGCCCGUCGUAGCUAAGAGCUACGCCGCUCCUGCCUACGCCACUUACGCUGCUGCCCCUGUCGUAGCUAAGAGCUACGCUCCAUCAGUGUCUUACCAAUCCAUCUCUACCCACUCUUCUCCCGUCGCGUACGCCAAGACCUACGCCGCCCCCGCGGUCACCACUUAUGCUGCUGCCCCCGUUGUUGCGAAGGCUGUCUCCCACCAGUCUAUCUCCAGCCACUCUGCUCCAGUCGUCCACACUUAUGCCUCAGCCCCUGCCGUAUACUCUGCCCCAGUGUACGCUAAAUCAGUAGCACCUGCUGUGUCCUACUCCUCAAUCUCCCACGCCGCACCAGUGACCUACGCCGCUGCCGCUCCCGUUGUCACCAAGACUUACGCCGCCCCCGCCGUCACCACUUACGCUGCCGCACCCGUCGUAGCUAAAACCAUUGCCCCAGCAGUGUCUUACUCUUCUUACUCGUCUCACUCAUCCCACUCCGCACCUGUGGCCUACGCUGCCGCUCCCGUGGUAACUAAAACCUACGCCGCUCCCGCAGUUGCCCACUACUCCGCCGCUCCCGCGGUUGCCCACUACUCCGCCGCUCCCGUAGUAGCUAAGACCUACGCUGCCCCGGCAGUUGCUACUUAUGCUGCUGCUCCCGUCCUGAAAUCCGCCGUGACUUACUCCGCCGCACCUGCCGUCUCCCACGUCACUUACUCCGGAAUCGGCGCCAACUACGGUUGGUAA
Molecule: messenger RNA, 1380 nt
Organism: Spodoptera littoralis (African cotton leafworm)
Lineage: Eukaryota; Metazoa; Arthropoda; Insecta; Lepidoptera; Noctuidae
Source: the annotation of a GenBank genome assembly